This is a messenger RNA of Truncatella angustata, 661 nucleotides long. RefSeq lists its product as uncharacterized. The coding region runs from base 158 to 475 and encodes 105 amino acids. The transcript is spliced from 2 exons. Lineage: Eukaryota; Fungi; Ascomycota; Sordariomycetes; Amphisphaeriales; Sporocadaceae. The record is from RefSeq and is a predicted model, not a curated record.
GAGGAGAUCCUCUACACUAGGGCACUAAGAGGUUGAGAAUGAGGAAAAGUGCCUAAUGAUAGUAUGACCGAGGCUCUCAGUUAAUGCGAAGAACGGAGAUCGUCGCUAAAAUAUACACGAAGUCUCUUAGAUAAACGUAUCCACAAUAAACAUAGUGAUGAUGAUCAAUCUGUGUUUGAUCCUGCUUACCAACUUUGGUAUUCUUGAUAAAUCCGUCGGACUUAGCAUCACGGCCUUGCCGCUUUACAUAGUGAAUCAGUCAUACUAUGACGCGUUACACCAACUCACGGUGGGGCCAGCUGGAACUAUAAUCUCCCGUCGUACUCUAUUUGUAGAGUAUCAAGUAUAUUUUGAUAUAUUAGCGCCUCAAUAUAAUCAUGUUAUUUGUGGAAAUGUAUGUCCACUUCGUGAUUACGGUGAGCGUGGUUUAGCCAUGAUUCACCAAGGUAACUUUCCCACCAGCUGUCGGUCAUGAUUGAGGAUUUCAGAAGAUGCAAAGACGGCUAUGUCUCUUAGGACUCGUUUUCCUAAAUGUUCGGCCAGAGAUAAAUUUGCUGUACGGUUAACUCAAAGAGUCACAUAGCGCAAAACGUUGCAAUUAACAGUGAGCGGUGAAGAGAUGGGCUACGCCGGAACUUCCACUUAUGGUGUGCUGCAUCAU